AUGGCCAUGGAGACGGAGCCCGCCGCCGCCUCGUUCCUGCUCGGCCCUCCCGUCAUCCGCGGCGUCCGCCCGCCGCCGCCCGCCGCCGGCGACGCUGCCCCUGCAUCCCACCCGUUCGUCGACCUCCUCGACGCGGCCUUCAACGCGCCGUCCGCCUCGGAGCUCAAGUCCCUGCGCAAGCCGCAUCGUGCCCUCACGGAGAACUGCUCCGCCACGUACGCCAACUCGGGCAACCCCUGCCUCGACUUCUUCUUCCAGGUCGACCCCGACACCGCGCUCAAGCUCGCCUGCAACCUCCGCGGCGUGCGCGGCACCGGCAAGUCCGACAAGGAGGCCUUCUACGCCGCCGCGCUCUGGCUGCACGCCAACCACCCCAGGACGCUCGCCUGCAACGUCGCCGCGCUCGCGCAGUUCGGAUACCUCAAGGACUUCCCCGAGCUGCUCUUCCGCCUCGUCCGUGGCCCCGAGGUGCGCAAGAGGGAGGGCCUCCGGGAGAGGUUGUCUGGCCGGAAGCGCGCCCGCGAGGCUGCCCCUGUUCUGCUCAAGGCCACGUUCGGCUACUACCUGUCCGCUGCCCUCGCCAAGGCCAAGAGCAAGCCCAUGGAGAUCCAGACCCCGGAGCAGGAACCGGAGGCCAUGGAGGUGGAUCAGAAUCAGAUCACCGAGAAGAAGCCGCGGGUCGCUGGAGACGUACUAGGCGACCGCGCCUACCGCUUCCUGUUCGACGCCGUGGCCGAGUUCUUGGCCGACCUCCUCGCCUCCGACCUCGAGCAGAUGGCCCCCGGCGGGAAGCGGAACAAGAUCGGGCUCGCCGCCAAGUGGUGCCCCACGCCGGGCUCUUCCUUCUACCACACGACGCUGCUCUGCGAGGCCAUUGCCCGCCGCUUCUUCCCUGAAGAGCACUACGUCUACCGCGUCCUCCACCGCGAGGUCCUGGUGCCGCUGCGCGAGCUCCUCAAGCUCCCGGAGGUGUACAUGAGCUCGCAGCGGUGGGCCGAGCUGCCCUACGCCCGCGUGGCCUCGGUGGCCAUGAAGCGCUACAAGUCCAAGUCCCAGUUCAAGAAGCACGACGAGCUGCGCUUCGCCAAGUACCUCGAGGACGUCGACGCAGGCAAGGCCAAGAUCGCGGCGGGCGCGCUCCUGCCGCACGAGAUCGCCGCGCCCGCCUACCGCGGCGAGGACGACGAGGUCUCGGAGCUGCAGUGGCGCCGCAUGGUGGACGACCUCCACGCCAAGGGGUCGCUGCGCAACUGCAUCUCCGUCUGCGACGUGUCCGGGAGCAUGGAGGGCACCCCCAUGGAGGUGUGCAUCGCGCUGGGCGUGCUCACGUCGGAGCUGAGCGAGGAGCCGUGGGCGGGCAAGGUGAUCACGUUCCACUCCAGGCCCUCCAUCCACGUGAUCAAGGGCAACACGCUCCGUGCCAAGAUGAAUUUCGUGGAGCGCCUGGAGUGGCACGGGAGCACCAACUUCCAGGGGGUGUUCGACCAGAUCCUCCGCACGGCCGUGGAAGCUCGGCUGGCGCCGGAGAAGAUGAUCAGGACCGUGUUGGUGUACAGCGACAUGGAGUUCAACGAGGCGACCGGGAGGGGCUACUGCUACGGAUCGGGGUCGUGGGACACGGACUACAAGGUGAUCUGCGACAAGUUCGAGGACGCCGGCUACGGCGACGUGGUGCCCCAGAUCGUGUUCUGGAACCUGCGCGACUCCAAGUCGACGCCGGUGACGUCGACCCAGCCGGGAGUGGCCAUGGUCAGCGGCUUCUCCAAGAACUUCCUCAAGAUCUUCCUGCAGAAGGACGGCGUGGUCAACCCUGAGGCCAUCAUGAAUGAGGCCAUCGCGGGCGAAGAGUACCAGAAGCUGGCCGUCUUCGAUUAG
Messenger RNA from Brachypodium distachyon (stiff brome), 1875 nucleotides. RefSeq lists its product as uncharacterized. The record is from RefSeq and is a predicted model, not a curated record. NCBI's taxonomy places the organism in Eukaryota, Viridiplantae, Streptophyta, Magnoliopsida, Poales, Poaceae. The coding region runs from base 1 to 1875 and encodes 624 amino acids. The transcript has 3 exons.